This is a messenger RNA of Belonocnema kinseyi, 357 nucleotides long. Its product is annotated as zonadhesin-like. The transcript has 3 exons. The record is from RefSeq and is a predicted model, not a curated record. Lineage: Eukaryota; Metazoa; Arthropoda; Insecta; Hymenoptera; Cynipidae. The coding region runs from base 13 to 357 and encodes 114 amino acids.
ACAUUUACCAAAAUGUCUCCCAGUUUUUCUGUUUUAUUUUUCGCCAUAGUUGCAUCAGCCAUAGCCAACAGUCAAGACAAUACACGCAAAACUCCACCAGAAACAUCAAGCUGUGGACGAUUUGGAAAAUGGUCCGGGUGUGCCUCAAAGUGUCCACCGAAAUGCAGCACUCGAGACAUUCAGUCACAUAUUUAUUGUAUUGAUGUAUGUGUGGAAGGAUGCAGAUGUAAUCCUGGGUAUCUAAUAGAAGAUCAAUCCGGUUUGUGCGUUAAACCCAAAAAAUGCAAAAGUUCUAAGGCAUAUAAAAAGCUACAAAAACCAGACCUGAAGCCAGCUUGUUCUGGAUAUUGUACCUAA